AUGUCUCUCCCAGCUGUGGCAUGGGGCAUAUCAGUCGCAGGCUGGAUCAUGUCGCCUAUCAUCUCCAAGCUUCUGGACAAACUCUUGUCCCACUGCAAAUCCAACAAAGAAGAGACGCUUUGUCACCUGUUGACGGAUGUUCUCCCUCGGCUGACGCUUACUCUAGAAGCAGCAGAGGCCAUUAACCACAGUAAACUAUUUGAGGACAUGGUGAGGGGUCUCAAAUCUGCUUUCUAUGACAUGGAAGAUAUACUUGAUGAACUGGAGUACAUUCGUCACCAAAAGAUGCUGGACGCGCAGAACAACUCCAAGUCAAAAAAGAAAAAGAAGAGGCUCAAGAUUACUUCGGAUGAUGAAGCUGGCUCCUCAAACCAGGAUAUUUGUAUUGAACCGAGUUCGGCUCUCACAGGACCUUUAAAUGCCCGCUUGAAAGAUAGUAUGGCCAAGAUAGAAGAUCUCAUAACUAAAGCACGGGGUAUUAUUACAUUGGCAGAGUCGCCAAGCAAGGGCAAAACUGUUACUGCCAAAAAUAUGCACACACGCACUACUUCAGCUCCAGUAGAAUUGGUAACCGGACGAGAUGAGGAUCGUGACCGGAUAACAAGAAUGCUUCGUGAUACAGAAGAUGUCAAUUCAAGAUCAAAUAACAAUAAAUGUUUCUCUGUAAUUGGCAUUUAUGGCAUUUCAGGGUCUGGGAAGACAACCCUCGCACAAUAUGUUUGCAAUGUAGGUGACAUUUUCAAAGAGAUGUAUGAGGCAGCUUCAGUUGAUAAGAAAAAAGCAUGUCCCGAAUACAAUAGCCUUGAUGUCUUGGAAAAAGAAUUGGAGAAGAAACUAAAAGACAAACGAUUCCUCUUAGUACUAGAUGAUAUCUGGUGCAAUAAGGAUGUCGGUCAGCAGCAGUUACCCAAGUUACUUUCUCCAAUGAAGGCUGGAAAGAGAGGAAGCAAGAUCCUAGCGACAAGUCGCAAUAAAGAUGCAUUUUCAGAUCUAGGUCCUGGUGUGGCAUGUAAUGUUUUUCCAAUACGUGACUUGGAUGAUCAAGCCUUCUUGGAACUGUUCAUGUAUUAUGCCCUUGGCAGUACAAAUCCAGAUGAUUCAGGUGAAAUGGAGCUCAGAAGUAUUGGGGCGGAAAUUUCACAGAAGUUGAAAAGAUCACCUCUGGCAGCCCGUACGGUGGGAGGACAACUACGGAAAAAACAAAGCAAUGUUGAGUUUUGGAAAAUAACUCGAGACCGGGACCUUUUGGAUGAGACUAUUGGGGCUCUUUUGUGGAGUUACCAGCAACUUGAUGAGCAGAUCAGGCGAUGCUUUUCUUACAUCAUUAUUUUUCCUAGAAGACAUAGUUUGGACCGUAAUGAGUUAGUUAAAUUGUGGGUGGCAGAGGGGUUCAUACAGACUGCUAAUCCAGAGGAGGACCCGGAAGUUGUUGGGCAGUGUUACUUUGACGAGUUACUGGCAACCUCAUUCAUGCAACCAGGAGAAUCAAAAUGGGGUGACCCAUGCUAUUUAGUCCAUGAUCUUAUGUAUGAUUUGGCAGAGAAAGUGGCAGGGAAUGAUUGCUUCAGAAUUGAGAAUGGCCAGAGAAGACAAGUUCCUCGUGAUGUUCGCCAUCUUUUUGUUGCGAAGGGACAAAUGGCUACUAAGGAGAUUUUUGAACUGAAAAACUUGCGCACUCUCAUUAUUCAUGAUACUAAAUCUGCUAAUGAUGUAUUCUUGCAGAAAGUGUUCAAAAAGCUGCUGAAAUUGCGAGUACUGGUCGUAGAUUAUGAAUACGAAAAUAGAGGCAACGGUACAAUAAAAAUCCCAGAAAGUAUUGGACGCUUGAAGCAUCUGCGCCAUCUUUCUUUAAUUGUUCCAACCAAUUCCAAGCUAAUUUUGCCAGGAACAUUAACCAAUCUCUACCAUCUGCAGGCUUUAAUUUUAAAAUGCUACGAUGAAUUGGAAUUCCCUUCUGAUAUAGAUAUGAGCAAACUUUCCAAUUUGCGGCAUAUAAGCAUGAGCAAUUUUGGAAAGACAUUGCCCAACAUUGCCAGGCUAACAUCACUCCAGACGUUAGAACGUUUUGAAAUAAGGAUUGAACAUGGACAUGAGAUAAAACAGAUGAGGGACCUGAAUAAGCUUCAGGGCAAUCUGCUUAUUCGAGAUCUUGGUAAUGUUAAAAGCAAGAAUGAAGCACAAGAAGCAAAUCUAGCUGCUAAGACACGGCUGACGGGAUUGGAACUAGUGUGGUUUGAUGGUACGACUUCACCAGAAGUUGAAGCAGAAGUACUUGAGGGUCUUUGCCCACCAGGGGGUCUUAAAAGUCUGGCAAUCAGUGGGUACAAGGGUCUGGGGUACCCAAGUUGGAUGAUGGGUGUGCAGAACGGCGGCCCUGAGUACCUUAAUACACUUUUGCUCGAUAAAUGUUAUCAAUUGGGGCCUGCUCCCAAACUAUUUGAUUGUUUCAUUCAUCUUCGUGAGCUCAUAAUUUGGGACUGCUGCUGGGACUACUUGCCAGACAAUGUGAAGGACCUCAGGUGUCUCAAGACAAUAUGGUUUUCUUCCUGCCCGAAUAUUAAAUCGCUUCCGGAACUUCCUCUUUCUCUUGAGGACUUCAAAACGAGCCGUUGUGACAGAGGCUUCACUGAGUCAUGCCAACAGGUAGAUCAUCCGAACUGGCAAAAACUUCAGCACGUAAAAAAAUGUAGAUUUAUACCUUGA
Lolium rigidum is the source of this 2703-nucleotide messenger RNA. RefSeq names its product putative disease resistance RPP13-like protein 1. Gene Ontology annotation, molecular function: ADP binding. Gene Ontology annotation, biological process: defense response to other organism. The record is from RefSeq and is a predicted model, not a curated record. The transcript is spliced from 3 exons. Bases 1 to 2703 code for a protein of 900 amino acids. NCBI's taxonomy places the organism in Eukaryota, Viridiplantae, Streptophyta, Magnoliopsida, Poales, Poaceae.